Messenger RNA from Sitophilus oryzae (rice weevil), 1801 nucleotides. RefSeq names its product protein yellow. The record is from RefSeq and is a predicted model, not a curated record. NCBI's taxonomy places the organism in Eukaryota, Metazoa, Arthropoda, Insecta, Coleoptera, Curculionidae. Bases 250 to 1455 code for a protein of 401 amino acids. Gene Ontology annotation, cellular component: extracellular region. The transcript has 7 exons.
CCACAACAGCCGCCGCGUCGACGACGUCUUGCGGCGAAAGUGUUCGGCCGUCGGGACGGUUAUACUUCGGGUCCGAAGAAGUGAUAAGUGUUGUUUUGGGGUGCGAAGCGAACGGUCGCGAUCCUUCGUUGAUCAAGUGGUGGACUAUAUUGUUUUUCUCGCGGUUUUUGGGUACGCUACUCUGUUAGGUACUAGGGUGGUUGUUAGGUCCAGUUUUCUUGAUUUUGGAGGACGAAGUCUUAGGUUACGAUGAGGAGCUGGUUUCUGCCACUUUUACUCUUUACAUUUUGUAUAUGGAGUAUAUCCGGAUUACAAUUAGAAGUAAUUAAUCAGUGGAACUUUCUGCAAUUUACUCCACCCUAUGGAUUCAGUGCCAGCAAUUUUAAGCCAGAAAAUACACUUUUCACUGGUUUAGAAGUUACCCCCGAUCGUAUUUUUAUCGCUCAACCUAGACUAAGGACAGGAAUUCCAGCAACAUUAGCUACUAUCCCUAGAAAUACUCCUCCUGGUUCCAGUCCUGAACCCCAACCCUACCCCGACUGGUCUUACCAUGGUGCUGGAUUAGGAUUAGAAAAUGAUACUACGUGCGCUGGAUUAGUUUCUGUAUACAGGAUGAGGGUGGAUUCUUGUAACAGACUCUGGGUAUUAGAUGCUGGUGUAAUAACGUCAAUAGACGACUUCCAAAGAAUAUGUAAUCCCAAAAUAAUGGUGUUCGACUUGAAAACCGACCAAGUAGUUAGAAGGAUUGACUUUCCUAGACGAGUACUUAGACCCUCUUCCUUAUUAGCUAAUUUGAUCGUGGAUGAGACUGUACAAGGAACUUGUGAUGCGGCUUUUGUUUAUGUCGCUGAUACUGUAGCAGCAGGUCUCUUGGUGUUUGACGGUCUUAGAGGCACUAUGUGGAGAGUUACUCAUCCCAGCAUGUUUCCUGAUCCUAACUUUGCUACCUAUACUAUUACGCAGGAAUCGUUUACUCUUCCCGAUGGCAUAGUAGGAUUAGCUCAUUCGCCUAAAUUGGCAACAGUGUUCUACCAGCCAUUAGCUACUGAUAGAAUCUUCAGUAUACCUACUGCUACAUUAACAAAGGGACCACCAGCUGAAUUCGAAGAAAUUCCUGUAACCUUGGCUGGAAGGAAAUCAUCACAAGGAUUAGGAUUGGCUUUGAAUCCCAAUGAUAAUACUUUAUACUUCAGCCCUCUGACUGAAACUUCAGUGGCGUCUUGGAAUCCUAUUACCAACCGUCAAGAAUUGCUGGCUUUCAACCCAGACCUGUUCCAGUUUGCUUCCGAACUGAGAUGGAUUGACAACGAAUUAUGGUUGCUAACAACUAGAUUCCAGAAGUUCUUCAAGAGAACCGUAUCACCCAAUGAAGUGAACCUCAGAAUAAUUAGGAUACGCUUUGACAACACCCCUGUCUAUAAUAGUAUCAAUAACAAUUUAUAUUACAAAAAAUAAAGUCAGUAAAAUCUAACUAAAUCAUUAUUCAAGCGAAAAAAGUAUUUAUUUAACGCGUUUGGUAAAACAUAUUGUAUAUAAUUACAAAGAAGACUUAAAACAAUCAACCUUAAUCACCAAACACCUGUAAAUCGAGUUGCCAAUCAAGUAGUUUUUAUUAUUUUGCCAUUAUUUUGUCAACAAAAUUUAACAUAGUAGUGUAAAUUGAUGUUUAAUGUGUGGGCAAAUACGACUUGACACAAAUAAGUUUAUUAAUUAAUAUUCUUCGAUAUUUCCUGUUGUAUGUACCCUUUAUUUAUUUUUAUACUUUUGUAAAUAUUAGAAAUAAAUUUCUGCGAAAAGAAAA